GAAUGCGGUCUCACUUCUGAAAACAGUGACAAUAUGUGCUCUGACGCGGUAGCCGCGUAUAAAAUGUGCGUACAUCCCCGGUGAACCGCAUCCUCAUAUUCUCCCAGUCUACUUCCAUAGCUUACUGGUCUAGUCAACAUUGCCAUGAAUACCUCAGGCCGAUAUCCUAAGGGGUUCGCGCUCAUCGUGAAUGUGAUCGAACCUGGUGCCGGUACAAAUACCAUAAAACAGCACCACAAAUGCAAGGUGGCGAUUGAGAAGAGAUUGUCCGAUGCCGGGUAUCGGGUCAUCGCGGAGGACCAUGAAGCCUCUUGCUUGUCCAAGCCCGGUGUUAAAGUCUAUGAAGGCGUUUCGAUGGCGGCUAAUAAUUGGAUGCACCCCCUCGCAAAGAAAUGGACCUCUCGAGGCCGAGUAGGGCUGAAGCACAUCAUAAUAUGGAGAGCGAGGGCAAAUCGCUCCGAUGGCUUCAGGAACUCGAAGGUCGCGCCCCUCGACCUACAAGAAUUGCGCUACACGGGAAUCCACCUGUCCCUAGUGACUGUUGGCGCCUUAUCUGCUGGAGAGGAACGCGUGUUCCGUCUUCACUAUGGGGACUCAGCUCCGGAUGACCCCACUGGUUGGGAGGGAUGGCCUAGGUUUGGUGUCCCCUGUGCAUUGUACGGUUUCCCUAUCCCGCGAUAUAUCCCACCCUGGGAGAUGUAUGAAGACCGGGCAUUACCGAAGGAGAAAGAGAAGGGACGAAAUGAUUUCCGGAUUGCAGCGCGCACAUCCACACUCAGUCCACACGCUGAGCAGGCCGCGCCCGCUGUUUCCUCAAACCCUUCUAGCACUCGCGCCCAGGCACCCUCAGGAUAUAUGCAAGCUGCUCAUCCUCAAAGCAGCCCAGUCCAGCAGCCGAUGCUCCCGUCGUUCGACUGCGACUUUAAUACUGUCGGAGGGCAUAUCUACCGGAAACGGUCCCAUGCUGCAAGCGACCCGCAAAUUCCAGAUGUUCCCUCGGUACCAAACAAGCGUGCUCGAGUAUCACUCAUGCCAACAAGACCCUCAACAAGCUGUUCGUUGUCGUGGACUCAGGUUGAGCGGACUAAUGCCGAUAUGGACACUGGCUUUGUAAUCGAGCCGGCCCUUGCCUCUAGCGCAAUCACUUCGCUUGCUCCACUGGACUUCAUGCCUUCCGAUAUAGCGCGCGAUAUCUUUGCGGAUGCUAUCGGCUGCUGGGGUGCAGAAAACCUGAAUAUGCCUCCGAUUUUGUCAUGCGACGACCAAUAUGCGUAUGGCGACUUUAUGGAGUCAUUGACACCGCCCGCAAUCAUGUUGGCUGAAGCGACUUCGUUCGAAGCAGCAAUCCAGAGCAAUUUGGCUGUGGACCACACUACUCUGGACGAUGAGAUGCUUCAGAUGUUUUGGCAGUAUCAUGCUGAUAUGAUCUCAGAAGAAACAAUUGCGGCUCAAUCUGCAGGCGAAGGCGCUGAGGACCAUCUGGACACAUUCACGAGGAAUAUGAUCUCUGGUGUAGACGAGGGAGCUGGAAAGGCGGAUGAUACUGAUUACACUGACGUACCAUCCUUCGGCCCACCCUGGUGUGAUUCGGGAGCUGCUGUGGAGGUAUUCGAGGACAAUUCGCUAUCCGACGAGCUUUUCACUGCCAGUCAGACGUCCCUACCUGUCUUCGCAGUCGAUAGCAACAUUUGUGGUUAUCAUCCCGGUGACGACGACUAUCAGGAUCUACUUGAACUGAUGUUGCAUCCCAGUGAUACCUCCAUUUAUAAUGCCGCCGUGGAAGGCAACGAGUGCCCUCAAUAUCAAGGAGGCUUCGGUUAUAACGUUCUCGAAGACGGUAUAGACGACCCGCACAGUCUCCAUAGCGGUGGCGAUCUAGGUCACGACAACUGCUCUUAUGCGCCACGCGAUUUUUCAGAGGAUGCACUCUAUGGCAGUUACAUCGAUGGGUCUGUAUUCCUGGAAUACAGUGACCCUUCAGCCUCAUUGGUUUCAGAAGAUUUAGACUCUGAAUCGUUAAGCUCAGCCUCUGAAACAACCUUGGCAGACGGAGAACACUUCAACAUUGCUGUUGCUUGUGAUAAGCUAAUGGCGCGAUAUUCUUCAAAUCCAGAAGACGCUAUAUUCGACUCCAUUCGGCUAUGGUACAAUUCCUUCUGCACCGAAACUGUCAAAGAUUCUCAGGCAGAAUACGAGGCGCAUGAUGAGGACGGAAAGACCAUACCAGACGAGCGAUUCAACAGGCCUGCAAUGGCAGAUACAUCAACAUCUCAACUUACCUGAAACCCUCCGAAUAAGGGUCUCCUAUUUCUACUU
Molecule: messenger RNA, 2316 nt
Organism: Laetiporus sulphureus 93-53
Lineage: Eukaryota; Fungi; Basidiomycota; Agaricomycetes; Polyporales; Laetiporaceae
Exons: 9
Coding region: 145-2283 (712 amino acids)
Source: RefSeq, a predicted model, not a curated record